Caenorhabditis briggsae is the source of this 4581-nucleotide messenger RNA. Lineage: Eukaryota; Metazoa; Nematoda; Chromadorea; Rhabditida; Rhabditidae. Gene Ontology annotation, molecular function: microfilament motor activity; actin filament binding; ATP binding. The record is from RefSeq and is a predicted model, not a curated record. Gene Ontology annotation, cellular component: actin cytoskeleton; vesicle; myosin complex. Gene Ontology annotation, biological process: actin filament organization; vesicle transport along actin filament. The transcript is spliced from 22 exons. Bases 1 to 4581 code for a protein of 1526 amino acids.
AUGGAUUCUUCCCGAAUCGAUUUGGAUCCGGUUGUACUCAGACAUCUCCAAACGAAAAAAGUGGAAGAACGAAUUGAGGAUUUGAACAAUCAAAUAUGGAUUGAAGAUGAUUCAGUUGGCUAUAGAUUGGUUACAGUUAUUGAUGAGGGAUUGACGGAUUGUUUGGUUGGAUUUCGAGAUGAGCAAGGAUUUUUUGAAAAGAAACGAAUCGAGAAAACGAAAUGCGAAGUGCCUAGCUUGAACAACUAUUCCGAUGAUUUGUGUACUUUGACACAACCAAAUGCAGCUACAGUACUCCAUGUCCUCAAUAUUCGAUAUUCGUCUAAUGUGAUCCAUACAUAUUGCGGUCUAUUCUGUGUCGUCAUCAAUCCAUGGAGAACAAUUCCAAUAUAUUCUGAUGACGUCAAACAAUUAUACCAGCAUCGGAGUGAUCUACCUCCACAUGUUUAUUCUGUUGCACAGAAUGCAUUUCAUGGAAUAUUGAAAGGUGGACGGAAUCAGUCGAUUCUCAUUACCGGAGAAUCAGGUGCUGGAAAAACGGAAAACACGAAGAAAAUCAUUGAUUUCAUUCUAAGCUCCAGUGGAUCAAAUAACACAAUUGGAGAUUGUGUAGUGACAAGUGGUGUACUUUUGGAAGCAAUGGGAAAUGCGAGGACAACUCAUAAUAGUAAUAGUUCCAGAUUUGGAAAAUUCAUUCGAAUUGAGUUUGACGAGGAUUCCAAGUUGAUAGGCGCCAAAAUCGAAUGCUGUGAGCUCCGCCCCUUUAAACCCGCUAAAAUCCAAUUUUCAGACCUUCUCGAAAAAUCACGAGUUGUUUCUCAAAGCGAUGGAGAUCGCAAUUUCCAUAUUUUCUAUCAAAUGCUAUCAAAUUAUUUUGAUAAUCCGCACAAAAGUUUUCUAAAACUGUCGAAACGAGUAGAUCAAUACAAAUAUCUUCGGAACGAUGAUGCUGAAAUUAACGAUGCAGAAACUGCAAAGUUGACAGAUGAAGCGUUUUCGAAAAUUGGAUUUAGUGAGGAGGAGAAAAUUUGGAUUUUUCAAGUUCUCUCAGCUGUUUUAUGGAUUGGAGAUAUCAAAUUCGGAGAACGAAGUGGUUUGGAUGUAUCCUUCGUGGAGAGUAUGCAAGAAGUGGACAACAUUGCUGAACUUCUGGAAAUGAAAAGUUCCAAACUUGUGGAUGCAUUGACUCAACCGACAAUUAAAGUUCAUGAUAAGCUUAUCAGGAAAAAUCAGAAUUUAGCAAAGACGCUAACUUCUGCCUCAGCAAUGGCUAAAGUACUGUAUGAACGACUAUUUGGAUGGGUGGUCAAAAGAUGUAAUGAUGCGUUUUCCGUGGAUGAUACCAAAAGUUAUUGCCGAAACAGUCGAUUUAUUGCUGUUUUGGACAUUGCCGGAUUCGAAAUAAUUGAGAAAAACUCAUUUGAACAGUUUUGCAUCAAUUAUACAAAUGAGAAACUUCAGCAGUUUUUCAAUCAUUUCAUGUUCGUAAAAGAGCAAACUGAUUAUUUGGAAGAAGGAAUCAAAUGGACACAAGUCAAUUUUGCAAACCAUUUACAGCCGACUAUUGAUCUAAUUGAGAAGCCAAUGGGAGUUCUGUCAUUCCUCGAAGAAGAAUGUGUUGUCCCAAAUGGAUCUGAAAAAUCGCUGCUUGAAAAGUUGUGCUCGAAUCUUGCCGGAGAUUCCAGUUUCAAAAAAUCGAAACAAUCUCAAAAAUACUCGACUGUCCGUCAUUUUGCAGUUCAGCAUUAUGCUGGAGAAGUACAUUAUAAUAUUGAUGGAUGGUUGGAAAAGAAUCGGGAUAAUGUGGAAAAUUCAGUUUUGGAUAUUUUAUCACAAUCCACACAUCCAUUGUUGAAGGUUUUAUUUCCCCCAGUACCCGCCAACAACUUGAAAGUUCGCCGUGGCACCAUCACCAAUUCCACUGUUUCGUUUAUGUAUAAAAAUCAACUCCAAUGUCUUCUGGACACGCUGAAUACGUCAUCCGCUCAUUUCAUCAGAUGUGUCGUUCCGAAUUACGAGAAACUUCCAGGCAAAAUUGAUGCGCCGUUGGUAUUGGCACAGCUAAAAUGCAACGGCGUCCUCGAAGGAAUUCGAAUCUGUCGUGAAGGCUAUCCAUCACGUCUUCCACAUUCAGAAUUCAUUGAAAGAUAUUCACUUCUUCUGAAAAACAAAGAAAAAUCAUCUAGAGCAAGUGAAAAGGAAAAAUGUGCAAUGAUUUGUCAGGAUGCAGACGUUCGAAAAGAGAGAUUCGCAGUUGGAAAAACAAAAUUGUUCUGUAAAGUUGGAGUCAUUUCUGAACUUGAAAGAAAACGAAAUGACUACAUUUCCUCAUUUAUUGUCUUAAUUCAAGCCAAUAUUAGAUACAGAAAUAUCCAGAAGGAUCUGAUAGAGAGAAGGAAAAGAGCAGAAGCAAUUCUGACAAUUCAAGAAAAUGUCAGACAAUUUGCUCAAUUAUCUCAAUGGCCAUGGUACCGUAUUCAUCAUUUGGCGAGAGGACUGAUACCGAAAAAUCGGGAUAAAGAGAGAAUUGAGGAAUUGGAAAAGGAGAAGAUGAAAUUGGAGGAAGAGAUUCAGGAAAUGGAAACGAAGAAUGAGGAGGCAUUGAAGGAAAAUCUGAAAUUGAGCAUGGUGAGUGACAAUAUGAUAUUGAUUUUAUUGAAUUUUGAAAAACUUUUGGAUCGCGAGAAAACCGAAAAAAUCAAAGUUCAAAAGGAGAUGGAAGAAGUGGAGAAGAGGGGAAGAAAGGUGAGCUUAUACUUUCACAAGAAAAUGAAGCUUCUCGAAAAAGAGCGCGAGUUUCGAAAAACGAUGGAAGAAAUGGAGCAGAAUGAGGAGAUAUUCAGUGUAUUGGAGAAGAAAUACAAUGAUCAGCACAAGAAAGUUAUGGUAUGUUCGAGAUCGUUGAAGCGAAAAAUGAACGACAUUCUUCGAGACUAUGAACGCAAAAUCGAGCAGUUGAAUAUGGAAAAAUCGGAUUUGGAAGCGGAGAAUUUGAAGCUCAAAGAAUCCCAAAACCGCCAAGACACUCAUUAUUCAAAUAUGGAGAAAGAGAUUCUGGAGAAGACGUCACUGAUUGAUGAUCUUCAGAAUCAGGUUCAGAAGUUGUUGGAUGAGACGAACGAACAGAGGAUUACUAUCGCAAAGUUUCUAGGAUUCAAAAAACCCCAAAACACUAAAAUUUCCAGACUAGAAACUGCAUUGGAAGAUGAGAAAUCGAGAUUUUCAAGACAAAGUAACACAAUUGGAGAUAUGCAAAAACUGAUCACCGAAUUGAAUGAAAAAAUAGCUCGUUUCGAUCAAAUCGCACUGAACGAACGGAAUUCGACGAGGAAAAUUGAGAGGGAAAAGGAGAAAUUGAAUGAGGAAUUGACGACGGCCAAGGAGAUUAUUCAGAAGCAGGCGAAGAAAAUUGAUGAGUUGAAAGACGAAUGCCGAAAACGUGGAAACGAAGUGAAUCGUUUGGAGAGAAAACUAGAGGAUAAAGAUGCAAUGAUGGCUGAUUGUGUGAAAGAAUUAAAGGAUAGUCAUAAGGAAAGAUUAAAAGAAAUGGAACAAAAAGUGGAAGAUGUGAAAAGGAAAAAUUCAAAAUUGGAAAACGAAAAUUCGACACAACGAAAUCAAAUUGAACAUUUCCAAAGAGAAUCGAGUGUGGAUUCGGAUUACGGUAGAUCGAGUUCUGGUAGAAUGUCGACGUUGGGAAGACAGUAUUCCCUCACUUCCAUCGGUUCAUUUUCAUCAAUUCGGACUGUUGGAUUGAGUAGAAAAGACUCAAUUUCUGAUAUGACAUCAUCAAUGUAUUCGUUGAGAGGUAGAAGAGAUUCCACGUAUGAUUUGACGUCAUAUGUUAUUUCUUCUUCCAAUGGAUUACAACGAUCACCGUCGACUUCACAGGUCAUGGAGAAGGAACGAAGGAUUUUGGAAUUGGAAAAAGAAAAAGCAUCAAUCAAUACGGACCUUCAAUUAGUGAAACGAGAGUUGGAUGUCUACAAAUCACAGUUGUCCACUGUUGAAUCAGAAAAAGAAUCACUGCAAACGACGGUUCGAAAGCAAACAAAUCAAUUACAAGAAACGACUCGUCAAUUCAAUUCUGCCCAAAAGAAUGCAGAUAAUUUGGCACUUCGUCUGAGAAAAGCAUUGGCAGAUUGUGAAGAAUGGAAAAAGAAGCAUGAAGAAUCGAUAGAAGACUCGAAAACCGAAAUUUUAGCAGAGAGAAAAAGAGCAAUGGAUCGAGCAGAGGCAUCAGAGAAAGAGACAGAAUUGAAACAAUCGAGACUGGCGACGAUUGAAAGUGCAAAAAGUGUAUUGAGUGGAGAAUUGGCACGGACUCAGGCGGAAUUGGAUAGAUGUCGACAGAUAAUUCAACAAUUAGAAGAGAAUAUCAAGAGUCAAGAGACAUUGGGAAACAGUUUCGAACGACAUCAAUCCAAUUUGAAUUUUGAAAUUGAGAAUUUGAGAGAUGAGAAUUGUGCAUUGAAGGCCAAGAUUCGGAGACAGUACAAACAGAUUGAAUUGCUCACUCAACAAGACGAGACCAACGAUGAGCUGAACCAUUUUGAGAACAAAACCGAGCGACUUCUCUAA